UUAUAAACCAAAUUCUCAUUCUCUCAUUCUCCUACUCUUUCAUUCAUAUCCUCUCUUUCAUUCUCUCUCGUCCUUGUAAUCGAGAACAUUGCUACAAUCUCUUUUUAAGUAGUCCAUGUGAAUCAAACACGACCUCUGCUGGUCCAUAACAUCAAGAAAAAGAAAAGUGUCCUGAUUUAAUUUGCUAAAGCCCAAACAUUUGACUCUUGCUAAGUCACAUUCGAUCGUGAGUCCUGCUGGAAUCUACGGAAUUAUAGAAUGCAAGCAAAAUUUGAUUUAAUAUAUGAUUAUAGUUGACCAAAAGAUUACGGAUAUUAAAGAAAGAAAAGAUUGUCGACCAAAAGAAAAAGAAGAUUACUGUCCAGGCUGGCCCCUUAUCAUAUUCUUUGUCAAUUUAGAGGAAGGUGUUAAAACUUAUCUACGAUGUAAUCAAUAUAUCAAGAUGCACUUCUAUCUUGAUUCUUAAGUAGUCAGAAAUUAGAUUUUGUGUUGACUAACUAUCACAAGAUCUUUCAUAGAUAUUGAAUUGCACAGUUGUCUUAAAAGGUAGAUGAUUUGUACAGUUUUGGGAAAUUUGCAUGUCUGAGAAAUUCGUCACGAGAAUGGAAAGUGAUAUUGAAAAAGUCUGUAGGUACGCAGCUAGUUACUCCGCAAAAAAAAAAGAAAGUUUGACGUGAGCACUUUUAACCAGUUGAACAAUUUAUUUUUAGUAGACUCAGAAGUCAAAAUCAUUUGAAAUCCACAAAAAUUUAUUCGGUUCGGCUUAGUUCAGAUAGUAAUAUCUCUAACGGUCUAAUAUCUAAAAAAAUCAAUUCGAUUACAGCUCAAUAUGAAUUUUCAGAUAACUUUAGGUAUCUGCGAUAGUACGUAACAUGUAAAAAAUCAAAUAAUUUACAUAAUUUAUAUAUUUAGAUAAAAUAUUUAAAUACUUGUAAUUCAGUUAUUAGAGUAUUAUUUAUAAAUUAAUUUUAAUUAUAAAGUAAAAUAUUAAGUUAAUCAAAUUUUAGAAGAUUGGUUAUUUUCAAAAUUAAAUAUUAUUAAUAUUUUAAAUAUAUAUACUAUUUUUGAAUAUCCGGAUACUCAUUCAAUUGUUAGUUUGGUCGAAAUAUUUUUAACUAAAAAUACAUGAAUAAUUACUAAAAUAAAACUAAAUGUUUAAAAACUUCAAUCAGUAUUAAAACUAGCAAAUGCAUACACAUUUAAAUUGAAUAACAAUAAUUAAUUAAAAGAAAUUAAAAAUGCAUAUCUACUUAAGAUAUUGGACCAUGCAUAAGUCAAACCAAAAUUAUAACAUUUAUGGUAUUCUAAAAAGUCGAAGAAACAAACAAAAAUUACUUUUUACUUUUGAUAACUGUCUUAUAUUUUACAAAAUACACCUCAUCCCGCUAAUUGAACUUUGUGUGAACGAUAACUCUUGACAAGUUUCUCUUCCACUAGUAUAAAUAUGUAUCACCUUUUCACGUUCUAUGCACAAUAACCUUAGUGAAAAGUGUAAACACUAAAACUCUUUCUCCUAACGCCUCAUCCAAUGAAGAACUCGCCAAGAAACAAAGAUGACUCACAAACCAGCGGCAUGAUGACCAUCACCAGAAUCACCACUGCAAACCGACCCUAUAUCACUAGAUCCGAAACCGCCACUAUCUUCUGCGCCAACUCCUCUUCCUACAGACAAAUCGUCCAGAUGCUCACCGGACCCUCCAUGAAUCCUAACCCAACCCACCAACCCGCCCCACCCCUGAGGUACUCACUUCCUCCGGUCAGAACCGUCCCAACCAAGAACCACUCUUCUUCUUCUUCCUCCACCAUCUACGAACGCCGCAACCAACAACUCAAGAUCAACCCGGUACGUUCCGGGUUAACCGGGAACGUUCCUUCUCUCGUUCUCACCAGCCCUGACACUCCUCUCCUGCAUGACCCGUUUGGGUCUGUUACACCCAGCCCGAGCGCUUCCGAGCCCGGAGAGUACGAUCCGAAACAUGACUCGGACGUGGAGGAGAGAGAGAUAAGAGAGAAAGGGUUUUACUUGCACCCGUCGCCGUCGUCGACUCCGACUGAUCCGAAGCCUCAACUUCUCAUUCUCUUUCCGUUGACUUCUCCUCGAGCCUCGGACUCUCCCGCCUCCUCUACCUAAGCUCAUGAAGCUCUAUUUAAUCCUAUUUAAAAUAAAUAUUAUCUAAAUUUUUAUUUCGUAACCUAUAUUUUCGUUUUGGAAGCUAAGAUUUGUGAAUGCUGCUUGUGGCUAACUAAAAAUCAUGGCUCCAUAUAUCUAUGUUGUUGUUUUCUUUACCAUCAUUUGACAUUGGGUUUCAUAAACUUAUUCAUGUAUUAUUGGAUGUUAUAAUUAUUCGUUUAAUAUCUGCUAUAUUCGUCAAGUCCUAUUGUAAUCGAAUAUCUGAAGAACAAUAUAUACAUGAUUUAAUGUUUAGUAUGAAAUUGGUUCAACAUGCUAGACAUUUAUUUAUCGGUUUUCUCACGUAUUUUAUUUUUACAUUUUCAUACAAAGAAUAGAAUAUAGUAACAAGUGCAAGAUUCAUGAAUCACACGCGAUAAAAAAUCAUCAAACUUGGUGUAAUUUAAUGUGAUAAUAUUUUCUUCUAUUCAGAAAAAGCUGAAAAUUAUACUAUUUAUCAGUCAGAGAUUUACGUAUUAAACAUUUUAAAGAAUUUAAAAAGUACAAAAUUUAGUCAAGGUAUAAUAAUAAAUGUACAUAAAUAUGAAUAGUUAGUCAAAACAUAAUAAUAAAUUUAUACAAAUCUAAAAUAUGAUAAUUAUACUAACUGCAUUUAUUAUAGAUAUGCUCUAUACUUUUCAUUAUUCGUAGUUUAGUAUAACUAAAAUAUGGUCUCAUAUUUCAGUUGCAUAACGAGUUGUGAAAAGAGAAAAAUUAGAUGUUGUUGUUGUUUUCGUUUCUCCUCGUUUAACAUUGUUUUCAUAAACCUAUUUAGGUUUUAUUAUAUGUUACAUUUAUUCGGCAUAGAUUCUUUAUGUUUUUAAGUCCUAUUGUAGUCAGAUACUUGAAUAACAAUUUACGCUUGAGUAAGUUUAUUGUGAAAUUGGUAUUUUAAUAUGCCCGACAUUUCUUUGUCUGAAUUUACAUAGUAAUAGUUAUUUAUACUUUCUGUAAAAAUAAUAGAAAAUGGUAAUAUGUACGAGAUUCAUUAACCACAAGAAAAAAUAAAUGCGUCACAAAAUUUGGUGUAAAUUAUUGUGAGAAUAUAUAUUUUUCAUUUCACAAAAAUUUGGAAAUUAUAUAAUUAAGUUCUACCAAUCAUAAAUAUAUGUAUUAAACCAUUUUUGAAAAUUUAAAAGGUAUGUAAAUUUAGUCAAAGUAUAAUAAUCAAUAUACGUGAAUAUGAAAAGUUAGUUAAAAGAUAAUAAUAAAUCUAUACAGAUCAGAAACAUGAUAAUUAUACUAAUUGCAUUUAUUAUAUAUAUACUCUACAUUUGUCAUCAUUCAAAUUUUAGUAUAACUAAAAUAUGGUCUCAUAUUUCAAUUUAAUAAGGAUUUGUGAAAGAACGAAGAGUAAUUAGAUAUUGUUGUUGUUUUCGUUUCUUCUUGUUUAACAUUGUUUGCAUAAACAUAUUCAGGUUUUAUUAGAUGUUACAUUUAUUCAUUAUAGAUUCAUUAUUUUCUUCAAAUCUUAUUGUAAUAGAAUAUCUGAAGAACAAAUUACGCUUGAGCAUGUGUGAUGUGAAAUUGGUGUUUCAAUAUGUCCGACCUUUCUUUGUCUGAAUUUACACAAUUUUAUUUUAUUUAUGUUUUUCGUAAGAAUAAUAUGUACGAGAUUUAUUAACCAUACGUGAAAAGUAAUGUGUCAGAAAUUUGGUGUAAAUUAAUGUUAGAAUAUAUUAUUCCAUUUUUACAAUUUAGAAAUAUAUAAUUAAGUUUUACCAAUCAUAUAUUUACGUAUUAAACCAUUUUAACUUAUAUAAGGUAUGAAAAUUUAGUUAAAAUAUAACAAUAAAUAUAUAUGAAUAUGAAUAGUUAGUCAAAGUAUAAUAAUAAAUCUGCACAGAUCAUAAAUAUGAUAGUUAUACUAACUGCAUUUAUUAUAGAUAUGCUCAACAUUUGUCAUUAUUCGAAGCUUAGUAUAACUAAAUUUUGUACUCAUAUUUCAAUUUCAUAAGGAUUUGUGAAAGACCAAAGAAAUUAGAUGUUGUUGUUGUUUUCGUUUCUCCUCAUUUAACAUUGUUUUCAUAAACCUAUUCAGGUUUUAUUAGAAGAUACAUUUAUUCGUUAUAGAUUAGUUAUUUCCUUCAAAUCAUAUUGUUAUCGAAUAUCUGAAGAAAAAAUUACGCUUGAGUAUGUUUAAUGUGAAAUAAUGUUUCAAUAUGCCCGACAUUUAUUUUUCUGAAUUUACAUAAUUUUAUUUUUUGUUUUUUGUAAGAAUAAUAUGUACGAGAUUCAUUAGCCAUACACAAAAAGUAAUGUGUCAAAAAUUUGGUGUGAAUUAAUGUUUGAAUAUAUGAUUCCAUUUUUACAAUUUAGAAAUAUAUAAUUAAGUCUUACCAAUAAGAUAUUUAUGUAAUAAACCAUUUUUAACUUGUAUAAGGUAUGAAAAAUUAGUUAAAAUAUAACAAGAAAUAUAUAUGAAUAUGAAUAGUUAGUCAAAGUAUAAUAAUAAAUCUACACAUAUCAUAAAUAUGAUAGUUAUAUUAACUGCAUUUAUUAUAGAUAUGCUCAACAUUUGUCAUCGUUCGAAGCUUAGUAUAACUAAAUUAUGUACUCAUAUUUCAAUUUCAAAAGGAUUUGUGAAAGACCGAAGAAAUUAGACGUUGUUGUUGCUGUUUUUGUUUCUCCUCAUUUAACAUUGUUUUCAUAAAACUAUUCAAGUUUUAUUCGAAGUUACAUUUAUUCGUUAUAGAUUCAAUAUUUUCUUCAAAUAAUAUUGUUAUCGAAUAUUUGAAGAACAAAUUACACUUGAGUACGUUUAAUGUGAAAUAGUGUUUUAAUAUGUCCGACAUUUCUUUGUCUUAGUUUACACAAUUUUUAAAUAUUUUUCAUAAGAAUAACAGAAAAUUGAAAUAUGUACGAGAUUCAUUAACCACACGUGUGAAAAGUAAAUGAGUCAAAACAUUUGUGUGAAUUAAUGCUAGAAUACUUUUUUUUCAUUUGAAACCUUUUUGAUAAUUAUAUAAUUAAGUUUUACCAAUCAGAUAUUUAUGUAUUAAACCAUAUUUAAAUUUUAUAAGGUACGCAAAUUAGUCAAAGUUUAAUAAUAAAUAUAUGAAUAGUUAGUCAAAAUAUAGUGAUAUAUCUAUACAGAUCAUAAAUAUAAUAGUUAUACUAACUGCAUUUAUUAUAGAUAUGCUCUACAUUUGUCAUCAUUCAAAAUUUAGUAUAAAUAAAAUAUGGUCUCAUAUUUCAAUGUCAUAAGGAUUUGUGAAAGAGUGAAGAAAUUAGAUGUUGUUGUUAUUUUAGUUUCUCCUCGUUUAACAUUGUUUUCGUAAUCCUAUUCAUGUUUUAUUAGUUGUUACAUCAAUUCAUUAUAGAUUCAUUAUGUUUUCCAAAUUCUAUUGUAAUCAAAUAUCUGAAGAAUAAAUUACGCUUGAGUACGUUUAAUAUGAAAUUAAUGUUUUAAAUAUGCCCGACAUUUUUUUGUCUGAAUUUACACUAUUGUUUAAUGAUUUUUCCUAUAAAUAACAGGAUAUUCUAAUAUGUACGAUAUUCAUUAACCACACGUGAAAUGCAUCAAAAUUUUGGUUCAAAUUAAUGUUCGAAUGAUUAUAUAAUUAAGUUUUAUCAAUUUAUGUAUUAAACGAUUUUUAAAAUUUUUAUAAUGUAUGAAAAUUUAGUCAAAGUAUAAUAAUAAAUAUACAUAAAUAUGAAUAGCUAGUCAAAAUAUAAUGAUAUAUCUAUACAGAUCAUAAAUAUAAUAGCUAUAUAUAUACUAAAUGCAUUUAUUAUAGAUAUGCUCUAAUUUUGUCAUUAUUUGAUAGCUAAAAUAUGGUCUCAUAUUUCAAUUUCAUAAAGAUUUGUGAAAGAUGCAAUAAAUUAGAUAUUGUUGUUUAUGUGUAUCCUCGUUUAAGACUGUUUUAAUAAACAUAUUCAAGUUUUAUUACAUGUUACAUUUAUUCUUUAUAGAUUCAUUAUGUUCUUCAAAUCCUAUUGUAAUCAAAUAUCUGAAGAACAAAUUUCGCUUGAGUAAAUUUAAUGUGAAAUUGAUGUUUCAAUAUGCCCGACAUUUCGUUGUCUGAUUUUGCACAAUUUAUUUAUUAUGUAUUUCCUAAAAAUAACAUAACAUUGUAAUAUGUAUGAGAUUCAUUAACCACACAUAAAAAAUAAAUGCGUCAAUAUUUUUCAAUUAAUAUUAGAAUUGUUUUUUUCAUUUCACAAUAAAUUGGAAAUUAUAUAUUAUGGUUUAACCAAUCAGAUAUUUAUGUAUUAAACCAUUUUCUAAAUUUUACAAGGUAUGAAUAUUAGUCAAAUCAUAAUGAUAAAUGAUAGUUAUUCUAACUUCAUUUAUUAUAUAUAUGCUCUACAUUUGUCAUCAUUCAAGUUUAAUAUAACUAAAGUAUGGUCUCCUAUUUCAAUUCAUAAGGACUUAGAAAAAGCCAAGAAAUUAGAUUUGUUGUUGUUUUUCGUUUCUCCUCUUUUAACAUUGUUCUUAUAAACCUAUUCAAAGUUUGUUAGAUGUUACAUUUAUUCGCUAUAAAAAUAUUAUGUUCUUUUAGUCCUAUUGUAAUUACUUAAAGAAAAAUUAUGUUUGGGUACGUUUAGUGUGGAAUUGGUAUUUCAAUAUACCUGACAUUUCUUUGUUUGAAUUUACACCCAUUGUAAUAUGUACGAAAAUCAUGAAUCACACGUGAAAAGAAAACACGUUAAAAAAAUUAGUGAGAAUUCAUGUUAGAAUAUAUUUUCAUUUCACAAAAUUUGGAAAUUAUACGAUUAAGUUUUAUUAACCGGAUAAAUUAUAUGAUUAAGUUUUAUUAAUCGGAUAUUUAUGUAUUAAACUAUUUUCAAAUUUAAAAUGUAAGAUUCAAAUCUAAAAUGUAAGAAGUUUAGUUAAAAUAAAAUAAUAAAUAUACAUGGAUAAGAAUAAUUAAUCAAAAUAUAAUAAUAAACUUAUACACAUAUAUAACCAUUAUACUAUAGCUGCAUUUAUUAUAGAUAUUUUCUCCAAGUGUCAUCUUUAGAAGUUUAGUAUAACAAGAAUAUGGUCUCAACUUUCAAUUGCAUAAAUAUUUGUGAAUUGAGUAAAUAAACUAGAUGUAGAUGUGUAGAAAAAUGCUGGGAAGGUUUUUUUUUUCUUUUUUGAAUUCCAAGAAAUUUUGGUGGAAUCUCGUAAUUUGAUCUCCAUAUUCGAAGCCACACUAUAAUAUUAGUUUCAUGUUAACGAUCAUUCGAAUCGGGGAUCUUUGAUACAAUGGCCAAAGUCUAACGAUACCAUGUGAGAAUUUUUUUUGUUUAGUCUAACUUUUAUAAGUGCAAAAAGGAUCUAUAAAGUGAUAUUAAGGGUCGUCUUGGAUUAUGAUAUUAAAAGUCGUCUUGGAUUAUGAUACUAAGGAUCGUCUAAAUACAAUUUUGACUUUUAUUUGAAGAUAGAAAUACAAUCAUACAAUAUAAACGUCGUCAACAAUUUCAAUUUUAUGUCCAUUUUUUUCCCAUUUAUAAAGCCUAUUAUUUAACGUAGAUCACAAGGUAUUGCUUACUUAUAGACAUAAAUUAAACACAACGUCGAGAAAUAUAAAAGGAUACCAAUAGAAUGCAUCAUGAUCAUAAAUAUAAGAGAAAAUAAAAUUAAAGAUCACUGAGAGAAAAAC
This is a messenger RNA of Brassica rapa (field mustard), 7764 nucleotides long. Its product is annotated as VQ motif-containing protein 4-like. The record is from RefSeq and is a predicted model, not a curated record. Lineage: Eukaryota; Viridiplantae; Streptophyta; Magnoliopsida; Brassicales; Brassicaceae.